AUGGCUGAGAUACUGCCUACUCAGGAAGACCCACAGGAUUCAGCAGCUUUAGCGACCGUCGCUUCGAAGAAUGAGGAGAAGCUCGAGAGUGAGCUGCCGAGCCAAGUUACCCUGACCGACCAAGUAAGAAUCUGGCAACUGGUUUACCGCGUGUCGAUAAUUACGCCUGAGGUCUACUCGCAUCAAUAUCCUGGCCGUGGGACCGAAGUCGAGCCUUAUAUCGUUGAUUUCAUCCAUGAUGACCCUCUUAAUCCAUACAAUUGGGCAACAUGGCGGAGGUGGAUCUUCCUAUCGGUCGUCGCAGUCUCAACAUUAGCCGUCUCUUUUUGCACCUCAGCCUACCUUAGUGCAUUGCCUCAACUCCGAGAACAGUUCCAUGUCUCUGACUUGGUCAUCACGCUGGGUCUAUCCCUUUUUAUCUUGGGUUUCGCUCUUGGCCCUCUGGCUUGGGGACCAUUGAGUGAAGAGUAUGGCCGACAACCUCUUUACUUCAUCACCUAUACUAUUUUGACCGCCUUGAACAUCGGUGUGGCGACCGCAAAGUCGAUGCCAAUCUUACUUGUGCUCCGAUUCUUUGCUGGUGCUUUUGGAGCUUCGCCGUUGACUAAUUCAGGAGGAGUCAUCGCCGACAUGUUCGUCUCGGAGCAACGCGGCGUUGGUAUCGCUGCAUGGUCGGCUUGUGCAUUCAUUGGUCCAGCUAUCGGGCCUAUUGUUUCGAUGUUUGUCGCCUCUGAGGCUGGAUGGCGCUGGGUCAUGUGGGUCAUGACACUCUUUGCUGGAACGAUGUGGAUCGUUGGCUCUCUGGUGGUUCCCGAAACUUAUGCUCCGGUGAUACUGCGCCGGCGGAGCCAGAAAUUGACCAGGUUAACUGGCAAAUUACACAUCUCGAUAUAUGAGAGCAAAUCGGGCCAUAAGGCGGGGACAAUAGAAAAGAUCCGCAAAGUGCUCUUCAGACCAUGGGCAUUCCUGAUAUAUGAGCCAAUUGUGUUGCUCAUCUCAGUCUACAUGGCUAUCCUGUACGCGACAUUGUUCAUGAUGCUAGGAGCAUUUCCGAUCGUUUUUGCAGAGACCAGGGGCUGGGCACAGGGCGUCAGCGGUCUGCCUUUUAUCGGCAUUUGCAUUGGGAUGAUCAGCGGUGCUCUUCAUACUAUUUACGACAACAAGCGCUAUCUCAAAGCCAUCGCCAAACCAGAGAAUUUGGUGCCCGAGGCAAGGCUACCGCCUGCGUUGAUCGGCGCGAUAAUUACACCAAUUGGUAUGUUCUGGUUCGCUUGGACCAAUUUCCCCAGCAUACACUGGAUAGUAUGCAUCUUCGGCAUUGUCAUCUUCUGCCACGGGUCUGUGCUGGUGUUUCUAUCUGGCAUGAACUACCUGAUCGAUUCUUACACUGUUUUUGCGGCGUCCGUUCUAGCAGCGAAUGCUCUCCUACGAGCAGUCCUAGCUGCAGCCUUGUAA
Molecule: messenger RNA, 1455 nt
Organism: Exophiala aquamarina CBS 119918
Lineage: Eukaryota; Fungi; Ascomycota; Eurotiomycetes; Chaetothyriales; Herpotrichiellaceae
Exons: 3
Coding region: 1-1455 (484 amino acids)
Biological process (GO): transmembrane transport
Molecular function (GO): transmembrane transporter activity
Source: RefSeq, a predicted model, not a curated record